Osmerus eperlanus (European smelt) is the source of this 3481-nucleotide messenger RNA. It is a transcript of the gene btbd2a, whose product is annotated as BTB (POZ) domain containing 2a. The transcript has 9 exons. The coding region runs from base 355 to 2118 and encodes 587 amino acids. Gene Ontology annotation, cellular component: P-body; cytosol. The record is from RefSeq and is a predicted model, not a curated record. Gene Ontology annotation, biological process: neurogenesis. NCBI's taxonomy places the organism in Eukaryota, Metazoa, Chordata, Actinopteri, Osmeriformes, Osmeridae. Gene Ontology annotation, molecular function: protein binding.
UAACUUCAACCAAGGACGGUUACAACGUAGCAACUGUGAAACGUUGUGUUUUACAUGGUAUCACUUCGCUACCCAAACCGUAUGUAAUAUUUUAUGAACUGUGACGACAUGUUAUAUAGGCUAUGGCCUAUCGGACAAGAUAGACCGCUUUUCAAGCCCAGGCAGAGACCGCUUGUUCAAGCAAAAUGGCAUAAUAAUUAAAUCAUGUAUAUUAGACACAAUCACUAUGAUCACACGAAUCAAAUACCAUUUGAAGCCAAUAGCGGUGUGAUAGUUUCCCCCAUCUAACAUUAAACCCCUUCAUCCGUGUGCUGCUACAGUGAGGUUCGGCUCAUUCCGCUUGUGUAGCCGGGUAUGCACUGCUGUGGUUGUUUACCCCAUCAGCAGACCCUGCAGUACUCUCCAUCCAAGAUGGCGGCAGGUGAAAGCAACAGCAGGGCACCAUGUCUCAAUUUCUCCAGCCCCGGACCACUGGGCAACGCUCAGCCGAGCAACAACGCCCAUUCCACGCCCGCAAUUAACGAGGGCUCGGCGGGUCCCUCCGGAGGGGCGACAAGGACGGUGAGACACUCAAACCCUCAACCGGGCCCAGGUCGCGGCGGUAGCACCGAGGUGAGAGUAGAGAGCUCUCCGAACAGACAGCACACUACCCUACAGACAGCGGGACAAGGUGCGCGGGCAGCCACAUCCGCAGGGCGAGCGUCUGCGACAGCGACGAACAUGACAGCUUCUGCCGCAGCCCCUGCGGAGUCUGCCGUCUCCUCCACGCUUCCUAAUAGCCCCUCGUCCGCCGCAGUGCUGGUGUACCGGGAACCGGUGUACAACUGGCAAGCCACCAAAAACACCGUGAAAGAACGGUUUGCGUUUCUGUUUAACAACGAGGUUCUCAGUGACGUGCAUUUUCUGGUAGGGAAGGGAAUGGGAGUACAGCGGAUACCAGCGCACAGAUUUGCUCUUGCCGUCGGUAGCGCAGUGUUUGAUGCCAUGUUCAAUGGCGGCAUGGCCACCACAUCGACCGAGAUAGAACUGCCUGACGUGGAGCCCGCUGCCUUCCUCGCCUUGCUCAAGUUCCUAUACUCAGACGAGGUCCAGAUCGGCCCGGAGACAGUGAUGACAACACUGUACACAGCUAAGAAGUAUGCAGUACCGGCACUGGAGGCCCACUGUGUAGACUUCCUGAAGAAAAACCUGAGAGCAGACAACGCCUUCAUGCUGCUCACACAAGCCAGGCUGUUUGACGAACCCCAGCUGGCCAGCCUCUGUCUGGAGAACAUUGACAAGAACACUGUGGAUGCCCUGUCUGCAGAGGGCUUCACCGAUAUAGACCUGGACACCCUGGUGGCCGUGUUGGAGAGGGACACCCUCGGGGUGCGGGAGGUGCGUCUGUUUGGGGCGGCGGUGCGCUGGGCAGACGCGGAGACCCAGAGGCAGCAGUUCCAGCCCACGCCCGAGAACAAGCGCAAGGUCCUGGGCAAGGCCCUGGCGCUCAUCCGCUUCCCCCUCAUGACCAUCGAGGAGUUCGCCGCAGGGCCGGCCCAGACGGGGAUCCUGACCGACCGGGAGGUGGUCACUCUGUUCCUGCACUUCACGGUGAACCCCAAGCCCCAGGUGGAGUUCAUCGACCGGCCUCGCUGCUGCCUGCGGGGGAAGGAGUGCAGCAUCACCCGCUUCGCCCAGGUGGAGAGUCGCUGGGGGUACAGCGGGACCAGCGACCGCAUCCGGUUCUCGGUCAACCGCAGGAUAUUUGUGGUGGGGUUCGGCCUGUACGGGUCGAUACAUGGACCCACAGACUACCAGGUCAACAUCCAGGUCAUCCACACAGACAGCAACACGGUGCUGGGCCAGAACGACACAGGCUUCAGCUGUGACGGCUCGUCCAACACCUUCAGGGUGAUGUUCAAGGAGCCUGUUGAGAUCCUACCCAGCGUCAACUACAUUGCCUGCGCCACGCUCAAGGGCCCAGACUCACACUACGGGACUAAGGGCAUGAGGAAGGUGACCCACGAGGCUCCUGCCACCGGCACCAAGACCUGCUUCACCUUCUGCUACGCGGCGGGGAACAACAACGGCACCUCCGUGGAGGACGGACAGAUCCCGGAGGUCAUCUUCUACACCUAGGCCGUGACCUCCGACCUCUCGCCCCCCACCUCAGACAGCCAAUCGCUGAGGAGGGGGGCUCUUCUGUAUACUCUGGAAACGUUCUCUCUCUCUCUCCGCCCCGCCUUGAGGGGAUCUCUGAUGAGUCAUGAUGGGAUAGGUGGCCCUUCACACCCUGUCCUGUCGCAUUAGAUCAGAGAUUACCCAGAAGGCCGUGCGGCGAGGCAGCAUGUUUAGGGAGUUUGGAGAAAAGGUCUUAGCUGAGUCAGGCCGUGUAAGAAAACGACAUCAGACAUCUGUAUCACCUUCAUCCUCUAGGCAGCCAUGACACCACUACAUCAGCAUUCUGCCGUCUGAGCCUGACUCCCCACUGUUCCCCUGGAGGGAGCCUUGUUCUAGCUGCGUGGCGUGCUCUGGUUCCUGGUCGCCUGGUUUUCUGGUUCUAGGAAGCCUGGUUGUUGGGUCUCUUGGUUCUUUGUGGCCUGGUGUUUGGACCUCUUCUCUCUGGGUGGCCUGGUUCUAGGAUCUGCUGGUUCUAGGGCCUCCUGGUUCUAGGUGGUGCUGGUUCCUGCAGGUCCUAGGGACUUGUUCUGCCCCAGACUGGUGGAGAAGGCCUAUCCAUUCAUAUGUAAAUAAAUGAGUUGCAAAAGCAAUGCAAGCUGAGCUGUAGGAGACGGUCUCACCCUCAUAGAGACAACGUAUUUGAUUUGCACUGAUGCACUUUGGCGGGUCGAGGGCAAUCGCUCAAAAUGAGUAAAAAAAUGGAAAAAAAAGGUUUCUGAUAUUAAAUUAGCUAUUUCUGUGUUUAAUAAAUAAUGAAAGGAACUUGUUCUCAUCUAAAUUAAAUUCUACGAAUUGAAUGUAUAAAUAUGGUGAAGAUAUCGGUGCUGAUGGAUUAGCAAGAGAAGAGAGCCUUACUGCAGGAACUCACUUUAUAAAGACUUUCCUUAUCGAGGGACACGGGUCAGUAUGAUCAGAAAGCCAUGUUUGAACUUUGACCUCACUCAGACGACCGCAUGGUCCUCCAUGUUUGAGCCUUGACCAUGACCACAUGGUCCACCCAGUUUAAACUUUGACCUCACGCAGACCAACAUGGUGAGUGGCUCGCAUGGGUUCAUCAAACAGCACCACUACAACCUGACCACAGCGGUCAAUGUGGUCGACCAGGGUGGGGAUUCAUUCACUUAUUUGCAUGUUUACCAAACAACCUGUCCUUUAGGGGUCGAGUUCAAUGGAUCUGUUGAUUGUCUAAGCUGGUGUUAUUUCUGUCACGGUACAACACAACUGUUUGACAUGUCAAGCUAUGAUUCUGUCUAUAGUGACCCCACUCUGGCUUAUCUGUCCAUUGUAAAUAAAUGGCUGAAUGAUGUUAGUGUGUGUGUGU